AUGAAACAUACAGACAGUCAGAGAAACGUAUCAGAAUUCAUUCUUCUGGGUCUUUCCUCUGUCCGGAACCUACAGAUAUUUUGCUUCAUGUUCUUCCUCUUGUGUUAUGUUGCCAUCCUGGUGGGAAACCUUCUGAUCCUAAUCUCCAUCAGAUGCAGUGCUCUUUUUAACCAACCAAUGUACUAUUUCCUCAGCCAUUUAUCCUCCAUGUACAUCUGCUAUACCUCCUGCAUGACACCCAAACUGAUUGGUGACCUACUUACAGGAAGAAAAAUGAUCUCCUAUAAUGAUUGCAUGUUACAGGUCUUUUCCAUGCACUUCUUUGGAAUGAUUGAAAUCUUCAUUCUUACAGUCAUGGCCUUUGAUCGCUGUGUUGCCAUCUGCAAACCUCUCCACUACAUGAUUAUCAUGAACAGGACAAGAUGCAAUAUUUUAGUCUUGACUGCUUGGGCUGGUGGGGCUUUCCAUUCUUUUUCCCAGUUUUCUCUGAUAAUCUGGUUACCCUUCUGUGGCUCCAGUGAAAUUGAUCAUUACUACUGCGAUAUUUUUCCUUUGCUGAAAGUCGCCUGUGUUGACACCUACAUUAUUGGCAUCCUUGUGGUUGCCAAUUCAGGAGUGGUUGCCUUAGUAACCUUUGUUCUCUUGUUUGGGUCUUAUAUUAUUAUACUGUGCACCUUAAGAAAUCACUCAGCAGAGGGAAAGCGCAAAGCCCUGUCUACUUGUGGGUCUCAUAUCACUGUGGUCAUUUUAUUUUUGGGACCUUCAAUCUUUGCAUACCUUAGGCCUCCUACUACUUUCUCUGAGGACAAAAUAUUUGCAUUAUUUUACACCAUCAUUGCUCCUAUGUUUAAUCCCAUAAUCUACACUCUGAGAAAUACUGAGAUGAAAAAGGCUGUGAGAAAGGUUUGGUGUCAAAAAAUAUUUUUUAGGACAAGAACAUAA
This is a messenger RNA of Tupaia belangeri chinensis (Chinese tree shrew), 942 nucleotides long. RefSeq names its product olfactory receptor 4P4-like. Bases 1 to 942 code for a protein of 313 amino acids. The record is from RefSeq and is a predicted model, not a curated record. Gene Ontology annotation, molecular function: olfactory receptor activity; G protein-coupled receptor activity. NCBI's taxonomy places the organism in Eukaryota, Metazoa, Chordata, Mammalia, Scandentia, Tupaiidae. The transcript has a single exon. Gene Ontology annotation, cellular component: membrane. Gene Ontology annotation, biological process: G protein-coupled receptor signaling pathway.